This is a messenger RNA of Naegleria gruberi, 639 nucleotides long. RefSeq lists its product as uncharacterized. NCBI's taxonomy places the organism in Eukaryota, Heterolobosea, Eutetramitea, Acrasida, Naegleriidae. The record is from RefSeq and is a predicted model, not a curated record. The transcript has a single exon. Bases 1 to 639 code for a protein of 212 amino acids.
AUGGAAAUUAUGAUUAAGGACUCAUUCUCAGUUUCUAGAACUACCAAUCAAGUACGUGAAUCUGAUGAUUUGGACGAUUUGGAUGAUUUAAUUAAUCGUACUGAAAAUAUCAAACUAAACUAUGAAACUGAAUCAGGUACAGACGAUGAAACUGAUUCAUCUUCUGAUGGAAAGGGAGAAUUUACUUCAGUUUCACUCAAUACACCUUCAGAUAAUAGAAAAUCCAACAGUUCCAGAAGAAUAAUCGAAUCAGAUUCCGAUAAUUCUGACGAGGAAAUUUCACUCAACACCACAACAGUGAAACCAAAUUCUUCCAACAACUCAACGGUCAACUCUGGAAAGAUUAUCCUCAAAGAUCACCACUCUGAUUCAGAUUCAGAUUCUGAACAAGAUGAUGAGGAAGAACUUGUUGGAGCAACCUUCUCAGUCAAACCAACAAUUUCACUCCAGCAGUCAACCAACUCUGUUUCACUCAAUUCACCAGGAUCUAAUUUAUCAACACCAUCCACCAAAAUCAAAACAAGAAUAAGCAAAACAUCAGACAAGACCAAACGUGUUAAGAAGAAUCAAUCUACAUUCAGAAGAAUGCAUCGACUUGUUGAAGGUCAAUUAGAAACUUUGGGCAUUGAAAUUGAAUAA